AUGUACUGUGCCGCCGUGUUGGCAGUCCGGGCGCUGGGAUUUAGGCGCUGUUGGGACUGGCAGCCGGGACGGAUGGCGCAGGGUUGGGCGGGCUUCUCUGAGGAGGAGCUGAGAAGACUAAAGCAGAAUAAAGAGCCAUUUGAACCUCAACGCCGUCUCCCCAUAAAGAAAACUCGACAACAACUUCAGCGAGAAAAAGCCCUUCUAGAACAAAGCCAAAAACUGGGACUUCAAGAUGGAUCAACCUCAUUACCUCCAGAGCAGCUGCUAUCUGCACCAAAAGAGAGACUUAACAAUCAAAAACCACAUUCUUCUUCCCCUACUCUUUCUAAUCCUCUUAUAGUUACUUCUCCCACUGGUGAUGGAAUACCACAGGGUACUGAAAGUCAACCAAGGGAACCAGGACUUGAGAAUUCCCAUGAUGGUCACAGAAAUGUUGAGGUUAUACCUCCAAAUCCAGAUUGCAAAUUGGAGAAAAAGAAAGUGGAAUUGCAAGAAAAAGCUCGUUGGGAAGUCCUCCAAGAAGAACAACGUCUAAUGGAAGAGAAAAAUAAACGUAAGAAAGCUCUUUUGGCGAAAGCUAUUGCAGAAAGAUCUAAAAGAACUCAGGCAGAGACCAUGAAACUAAAGAGAAUCCAGAAGGAGUUACAGGCUUUAGAUGACCUGGUGUCUGCUGACAUUGGAAUCCUCAGGAACCGAAUUGAUCAGGCCAGCCUAGACUAUUCAUAUGCGCGGAAGCGGUUUGACAGAGCUGAAGCUGAGUACAUUACUGCAAAGCUAGAUCUACAGCGCAAGACUGAGAUAAAAGAGCAACUCACUGAGCAUCUGUGUACAAUCAUACAGCAAAAUGAGCUCCGAAAGGCCAAGAAGUUGGAGGAGCUGAUGCAACAACUGGAUGUACAAGCUGAUGAAGAGACUUUGGAACUCGAGGUGGAGGUGGAAAGGUUGCUUCAGGAGCAGGAAGCAGAAGCAAGGAAGCAAGUGGUAGAGAAGCCAAGUCAGCCUGGUGGAGAGAGGGUGACACUAAGCUUUGCUAAAGAGAACAAAAAGCCUCAAGAACAAGCUGCUUCCCCAAAGGUAGAUGAACAGUGUGAAAAUGGUAGUAGCCUCCCCCAUCAUAGUCCAGAUAGCCAAAAUCAAAGAGUUAAUAACAGCUCAGCUGUUCUAGCCACGUGAAGUGCCAGUGUUCUUUUCAGUUAGUAUGACAUUGCAGUAGGUUAUAUCCUGACAUCUCAUAAAAACCUCUUUAAAACUGUUAAUUUCUUAAUCUGAUUAGCUUUAGUAGGUCUAACAUGUUUGACCAUUCCAGAGUCCCUAAUUAUGAUAAUUUUAUAUCCAGGGGCAUGUUUCACUUUGACUUUGGUUCAGUUCCUUCAGUCUUCCUUUAAUCCUUAUUACUGAGUUAAAAUAAGUGACUCAAAGGGUUGAAGAGUAUGAGGCCCUGAGUUUGAGCUGGAGCAUUGCAAAAAAGAAAAAAAAGGAUGGAAGAAAAAUUACCUGGCUAGGGUGGUUUUAAACUAAGUAAAUACAGAAGAGUAAAAUGAAGAAUGGCAACUCAGUGCCUAAUCAAACUUAUUUAACUCUGGGCGAAGUAUUGAGAGUGUACAUCCUAUUUUAUGCAAUCAUUUAAAAAGAUGCCAAAAUUAUUAUUUAAACAGAGAGAGGCAGGAACAGAAAAAACAAAAGUAGUAGGUUGAAUUAGCCCUAUCUGGAUGUUACUAGAGUUUUAAAACACAACUUGAAAAUUAAAGUUUAUGUACAAAAUCAGAUAUUUUAAGCCAACAUUACUUUUGCUUUAAUUUGUCUUUAAGUGGUUUUAGUUUUUGUUUGUUGACAUACAUACACACAUAUGAACAUGCUAUAUAUGUAUAAUUUUAAUGUGUUCUAUUUUGUCAGUGAAUUGGUUAGUUAAAUUUAGACAAUCAUUUCUAAAGUGAAGAUUAAAAAUAUAAAAAAUCAUAUCACUACUUUUGAAUAUCCAGUUAUGAAUUUUCCUUCUAAAGUUUUCUAUGACUAUAUUUUAGAUGUUGAACAUUAAUCAUCCUGUCAUAAAGCAUUAAAAUUUUUA
Messenger RNA from Castor canadensis (American beaver), 2068 nucleotides. RefSeq names its product golgin, RAB6 interacting (gene Gorab). Gene Ontology annotation, biological process: non-motile cilium assembly. NCBI's taxonomy places the organism in Eukaryota, Metazoa, Chordata, Mammalia, Rodentia, Castoridae. The record is from RefSeq and is a predicted model, not a curated record.